Molecule: messenger RNA, 7724 nt
Organism: Anopheles moucheti
Lineage: Eukaryota; Metazoa; Arthropoda; Insecta; Diptera; Culicidae
Gene: bbg
Exons: 12
Coding region: 1-7560 (2519 amino acids)
Molecular function (GO): protein binding
Source: RefSeq, a predicted model, not a curated record
AUGGAAAAGUAUGUAACCGUGGUGUCGGUGGAUGAUCAACUGCUAUCGCCGAUCGUACCGCCACCGAUGGAGCCGGUCGUGAUUGUCGCUAGCAGCGGAACAGGCGCCGACCGUGCGGUGGAGCUUAGCAACAUGGUUGGACUUACCAAACCCGCCAACGGAACGGACGAGCUGGUGUCACACUGUGACGAGCCGGACGACUCACAGUUCGUGACGGUGCUGUCCAUCAACCACGGCGGGGACGGCGGUGGCGGCCGAACGGGCGGGCGACAGAAUGCACCGGAAGUGGUGCUGGUGUACCGAUUACCCGGCGAGCGGCUCGGGUUCGGACUGAAGUUUCAGGGUGGCACAAAGAGCAAUGAGAAAAUACAGCGACUGUUCAUACAGUCGUGUGCAGAAAACAGUCCUGCCUCGCGGGUACAGGCUAGCUGGGGCCAUCUGCGCGAGGGUGAUGAAAUCCUCGAGAUUGACGGUGUUAACGUCAGCCGGAUGACACGCAUUGAGUGUGUGAAGUGUUUGAAAGACAGUAACGUUGCCAUCAAGCUGUUGGUGCGCAACGGAGAGGGAAAGGUACAGAACUUCUACGGUGGAGGGGGCGAACUUCCCGAGCGAAAAGGUGCGCCACCGCCGCCACCACCCGUUCCUCCGCGGAAGUUAAACAAACGCAAGCAGGUGGCGACAGAACAACAAAGUGCACCGGAUGUGGGACCACCGUCUAAGCAGGGAACAAUGUCGAUGGUGCCCACCGCGGAGUCGUUCGCACCUCCACCGGAUGCGGAAACGUACAGCAAUCUCUUCGCGGACGACAUCAGUGAUUUGAUUUCCGAAUCCGAUGACACGGCCAGCACCAUCUCAACCGUGGUGGACAAGUUCUCGAUCUGCUCGAGCCUUUCGUCCGAAGACUAUACGAUCCCGUCGCACGGUGGACCGGCCGGGAUCGGGCAGAGCGCGGAGCUGGCCAAGGCACUGAAGCCUUUCACACUGCUCGAGCAAGAGUUCAAUCUCGAGAGCAAGUUCGAAACGACCAACCUGUUCACCUUCAAACCACCGCCUCCUGCAGCACCGAUCGCAGCCACAUCGAACGUGGUGCAACUGGAAGUACCGGCGGCGGAAAAGCCACGUCCCACGGCCGUCUCCACGGGCGCACCUGUUGCGGGCGAGUACGAAAAUGUCACCAUUAUGAAGGUGGACGAAAAUCGCAACUACGAGAACGUAAGCGUACCGUACGGGCCGUACGAAAACGUCACCAUACAGACGGUGCAGCCGUACGAAAACAUGGUACUGAACAGGUCGGCAGCAAGCCGUCGGCAGAGCAGCACCGAAUCGACACCGCCACUGCAGCAGGUGGACCCGAGCGGGGUGUAUGAAAAUGUCGAACUAAAGGCAACGGUUCCACCACGACCCUUACCCCGACAGGGUGCGCUGGUGGAGCCGAAGAAGCGGGCCCCGAUACCUGUCCCAAUUCCGAUCGUAGUACCACCGCCAAGGCUGAAGCCGGCAAAACCCACAACACCGCCAUCGACGGCGGGCUCAACGCCGCUCGGGUCUGAAUUCAACACGAUUCAAAGCUGGCUACAAGAAGCGACCGAAGUGAUUCACGAGUGUGCUCUGACCGAGAACAGCAGCAAGGAGGAAGAAAUUUCCUCCACCGAGGAGAAAGCGUCAGCGGAUGCAAAACAGCCAACGUCCACAGAUCUUCCGCGGUUGAUCGAUUUUCAUCCGAAAGUAUCGGUACCGUUGCCAGCGCUGGAAGACAUUGAAGCUAUCGCACCGCCCGCAUCGCCCGUAAGAUUCGAAGGAUCCGUCGGGGGUGAAGCCAUGCACGGUUCGGUAGCGGGUGGGGAUGGGUUGACAGGCGGCGGACGGUACGAACUGCCACCGUCCGAGUCGGUCGUUAGGAAAUGUAUUAAAAUUUUGUCCAGCGAGGACCAUACGUACAUCGAGAGCAGCUCGAGCGAUGAGGACGAGGAGAAACUGUACGGUCGGUCGGAGGAUGAGGACGAUCGGAGUAGCUCGUUGUCGCGCGAGGCAACCACACCGGAACAGUUUCUCAGUGGCGACGGUGGCUACAGUGAUGAGGAUGGUGAAAAGCUGGGCCCGCCGGAGAUUGUGUCCGGUGGUCCGUCCGAGGCGUACUUUAACUUCCCCUGGACGUCCAAUCUAUUGCCACCGAUCGGUGAGGUGGAGGAGGAGUUUUCCUCCCUGGAACAUCAGCAUAACGGGCCGAUAGUUAUUAUCAACACGGCGGAAGAAACUGUUAUCAACGACACAAACAACAACCAGCAGCGGGAGCGAAAGAAGCCGAUCGAUGACGAAUCGCCGAAACUGCCACAUAAGACCGUACCGUCGACGAAAAUAGUCAUUACCGCUAGUGCUGGGCACCGUAUCGAACCGAUGAGUGAGGUCGGGCGUAUCGUGGCGGAUUCGGAGAUCUCGCCGAAGGAGUAUGAGCUGGAUGAUGUUGAAGAUGAGCGUGACGAUCAGGGAUCGCCGAUGGAGCAAGGUGAUGAGGAUGAUCAGGAUCGCGAAGCGAUAGAUUCGGAUGAUUCGUUGGAGGUGGACAAUAAUGCAAGUGAGCGAUCGUUGAAGAAGCACGCGGCUAGAAUCCAACACCAGACGGCAGUGCCGGAUGAAAAGGUAAACAACACGCUCAGCGCGACUGAUAAGGCAGAUGUGAUGCAAGUUAGCGUGGAGACAGAGCCGAACCCAACCUGGCAGGACGGUAAUGUGUUGUUGCACGUUAACGGUGGCAUAGGAAACGAUAGCACGACCAUGGUAGACGAUCUUCGGCAGGAACGGCAGGAAAUCAGUGACAGUCCGGUAACGAUCGAGAAUAACACAGCGAUGGAAACGGCGGGUGAUGAGAGUGCGGUGAACGAAACGGGCGAAGAAGAUGGUAGUGAGCUAGCAAACGCGAAUCAAACGACAACGGUCGUGAACGGCCAGGAAGUGAACGACGCGGAUAGCAAUAUCGAUGCGAUCUGUGGUGACGUAGACAUCGUCGUAGGCGAUACCGUUGAGAGUGAUUUUGAGGAGCUGGUCAAAGCGCAAGUCGAACCGCUCGACGUCGAGGACAGUUCGGAGCAGAUACAACAGAUUCAUGAGCGAAUCAUUGUUGGCAUUGAGCGCGCUGUGAGUGAUGAAGCUGUUGUGGAGGAUGUGCUGUUGCCGGUCGGUACCGUGCAGAACCCAGAUUCGGUGACCACCGAUGAUCACCGUGCGGUUGGCACCGUGAUGAUGGUGGACGGUGACGAAGAAUCGACCGUAUCGAGUGAUAUCCCUGUACCGGACGGUACGGUAGAGGAAACUGGCCUCGUACCUGUCACGGAUAAACAGGAACACGGUGAUGAUGCUGAUGACGGUAGGGAGUAUGUAGCUGUUGAGGAGAUACCAGUCGAAAAACAUCCAACUGAACAAGGUGCGCUCUCAAUUACCUUUUGGCAUUGGUUCUACUUCCAGGAAACAGCAAAGUCCAGCCACAUCGCUUCGUCCGGGCUAACGGCAGGCACCGAUAGCAGCGAAGGCACCGCCUACGCCAGCAAUCCUCCCAUCAACACCCACCCUGACGCAGACAAACGGACCGCCCCGGGCAGUGUCACGAGCAUGGACUCGAUGAAUAAUGUAGUGACGACGACAACCACCGUGACCGCCAUUGCCAGCACCGUGCAUCAGCUCAUACCGGCACCGUCCGCCAUCGCAUCCACAGCAGCAACGAAUGGUGGCAAAGUAGCGCCACCGGCAUUCUCACGACUACCACCGGAUGGGCAUGAGUUCCCGCCAAACUUUACCGAACCUUCCGCUGCCAACACGACGACGACGACGGCCGUACCGAACGGCAGCAGCACCAGUGUCAACGGGAACGUUGCCAUCCCGAGUACGGGGCCGGUGGCCGCGAUGACGAUUAUGAACGGUGGCAUUACGGCCCCAGUACUCGCCAAAUCGAACGACAAACAUUCCAGUUUCAAUGAUGAUCUACCCGAUCUGCCUAAAAGUCAUCCACCACCAGUGCCCCGCAAGAUGUCACACACGUCCACCGGGGACGGCUUCCGUAAACCACCACCGUUCCCAACCCGCAGUUCCUCGAUCGCUGAGUCGAUGCUCAGUCGAAAGGAGCUACCGCAAGCGUACCAAUCGCUGCAGAGUGUGUUCGAGCAGCGCCGUCGAUCGGUGGAUGUGCCCGAUCAUCACCAACAUGGCAAACCUCCACCACUACCACAAACCACGGGCAGGAUCACGCUGGUCGGCUCAAACUGGCGUAAGGAUGAAAAGUCGGAAAAGAGCGUACGGGACAAGAUUGCAAUGUUCUCGAGUGCGGCAGAUGCCGAAGGUGCCGUACCACCGGUCCCACAGCACACAGCACCGUUAACGGCCGCACGGAAGUUUAGCAAAGAUUUCACCAAGAGCUCGGAAAACUUGCUCGGAUCGACGCGGGACAUUUCGACCUCGAAGAAGGCGAUCGAAGCGAUCGAAACGUACGCAACGCUGCGCAAGAAAGCGCACAGUGUCGAGCAUCUGGAUGAGGUAGAUCGGGGCGUAACGAUGACAGCGUCCACCACCAGUGAAACGCCGUACAAAGCCAAGUUUAGCCUGGAAACAUCAAAACCGGUCGUGCUGGGGAAGGCAUACAGUGUGGAGAAUCUGAACCCGUUGAAUCGAACCGAAACGGUCAAACCGCUCAGCUCCAAUGGUGGUGUGGAUGGUACGAAAGUUCUCGCCCGCACGACAAGCUUCUCCGGCUACUCGAACGGACACAGCUUAGCGACAAUCGCGAACACACCCGGAAACCUCGGUAGCACCAGCUCGCUCGUAGCGUCUACUAUCGCCAACAACGGUGCGACGGGCACGGACGAGCGCUGGAAGUCAUCCAUCUCGAACCUGCUGGAGCAGCGCAAAAAGUCAAUGUCGAAACUGCGCGGACUCGUCAUCCCGGAGAAGGUACCGGAGACGGAAGCGUUGCCCGAGGCCCGCAUUAUCGGGCUGCCGAUCAUCAAGAGCAAGGACUCGGAAAUUAUCCUAUCAUCCGGUGUCAUUUCCAAACCGGCCGUUGAACCACCAGCGGUGGCACUUUCUUACAGCCGCAAAACCAGCACACUUCCGAUGCCACCGAAAUCGAGUCUCAGUUCGGUGACCGGUCCAUCGCCGACGGUUGCCCUUAGAUCGAGCAAUGGUCAGGACGGGACGUUCCGUUCGUCCAGCACACGUUUGCAGGCCGCGACCGAUUCGAAGCAGUCUGAAUCGGAGUCGGAGAUGGUGCCAACGUUCCGGAAGCCACUGCCACCAAUGCCACCGGUGAAGCCACCCCGGACGUCACUCGUCUAUCCACCGAAAAGUGGAUCAACGGACUGUUUGCGCAGCACGGAGGACGAAAGCGAUGACAGUGAUUCGGUGUUGAGUUCGCGCGUGUCCUCACCACCGGUAUCGCCCGUUGCACCAGUAGCCCCGGUCGAGAAGUACGCACUCACCCGUACACUCAGCUCGGAGACGAACACGUCCAUCACGAGUUCCAACUCGACGCUCACGUCCAGCUCCGGUUCGCAGGCUAGUUGCAGCUCGGUCGGCAGUACACCGACCGUCGACAUUAGUCGAAAGCUCUCCAAAUCGUCCUCGUCCGAGGCGUCUAUGAACCGCAAGAAUGUGCUCGCCUCCGCCAAGUGUCGUAAUGGACGGGGCGGUGAUCUUAAGAUUGAAGAUGUCGGUACAUUCGGCAAUGGAGCGAAAUCGAAACGGUACGAAGACGGUGACAGUACCGACGGGUACGAGGAGGACGAACGCCGCAAAUCUAAAGCCAAACCCCGAAGCUCGCUUACGAACGGUUCACUCACCUCCGGUGGUAAAUCGAUUGGUUACGAGCCGGAAAAGAAGCCGGAACUGACCCACUACAAGGUGGUAGACAGUGUGGAUAGCAUUGUCGAUAAGGUGAUUAAGGUUGCGUCGUACGUGGAGGUCGUUUCCGAUCUGGAGGAUAACGCCGUCGUUGAGGAACCGAUCGUUGCAUCCGCGAUACCGCUCCCAACGGUUGAGAAACCCUUGUCGGCCGUCGUACCCGACCAGCAUUCGAGGAAGAUCUCUCACGAUGCACCGAACGGUGGUUCAAUGUCGGAUCUUGCCAAAUGGGUACGUCACGAGGCUGCCCGUACCAUCUCCCACAAGGAACCCGAAACGGUCACCGUCGCCACGGUUGGUGGGUUGCGUACCGAGAAGAAACCAGCACCACCCAGCUUAGCCCGUACGGUGCUGACGGAACCAGCCGUGCCCGUGCCGGUACGGCGCGAGUUACGUUCGUCGGUUGAAACGAAGAAGCUCAAUUUGGCGGAAAUUCGUAAAUCAUUCGAAUCGAAGUCUGCCAACAGUACCGUCAUCCCGACGCCGGUGAAACAAACACCGAAGGAGCACACAAUUGCACCGACACCGGUAACACCGAUGACGCCUGCCGUACCGACGGCCACAUCACCACCGGUACAUGCCACACCAAAAACCAACACCCAUCACACGAACGGUCACGAUCGGUUCUCGUCCUGGGACUCGUUGGCGUCCUCGUCGUCUGGAGUGUCCUCGCUGCAAACUAACAGUCUCGGAUUGGGAAGUGUCGUCCCGAACUGUACCGGUUCAUCCCAAACGCUGCAGAGCACACCGUCAGACUACGGCAGCUUCUCGUCACUUGGCAGCAGUCACAGUUUGAUCACACCGCAAGACCUGCAGCUAAUCAUUGAAGAGGCAGAUCCACCGCUGGCAACGCCGGAAGCUUUUGUGGUUGUGCUGCAGCGUGAAACACCCGAAAGUAGCAUCGGUAUUACACUUGCCGGAGGUUCUGACUAUGAGGCAAAGGAAAUUACGAUCCACAAGAUUCUCACCAACUCACCCGCGGAUCGGGACGGGCGGUUGAAGAAGGGCGAUCGUAUCCUUUCGAUCAAUGGUCUCAGCAUGCGAGGCCUCACCCAUCGCGAGUCACUCAGCGUACUUAAGACACCACGACCAGAAGUGGUCAUGGUUAUCACACGAUCCAAAUCGCUCGUGCUCGAUACGCUAACGAAGCUAAAGCGACCCUCGAUGGGGUCGCUUAGCUCGCUGGCGGAGAAGAGUGAAAUCGCUACGGAAUACGAACGCAAGCUUAAGAUCCAACAUAAAGCGUCCCGUUCGUUGGAUCUCGAUCACCUGGAUGUGGCAUCGAAUGAAGCUGAAAGUGUAUUCGAUGGUACCGCAUCCGAGGAUGGUCUGCUGUCGGCAGAUGAUGUGUCCAAAUGUUCCUCUAGCAAUGCUACUGACAAUGCUUCCUUUUCCACCACGGAUGUCUCGGAAGGCUGUCGCAUGGUUGAAAUCAACAAGGACGGUGCCGGUCUUGGGUUCUCCAUCGAGGGUGGUUACGAUUCACCAACCGGCAACAAGCCUUUGAUAAUCAAGAAGAUCUUCAUGGGUGGUGCCGCCGAAAAAUCCGGCCUGUUACGUGCCGGCGAAGAGAUUGUUGCCAUUAAUGAUAUCUCGAUCGCGAAGAUGACGCGGAUACAGGUGUGGAACAUGAUGAAGAAGCUGCCGAACGGAGGCGUACGCAUUACGCUCAAGUGAACAAAAACAGCCAUCCUGCCUCGGGCGGUGAAGGAGUGUGUGGACAGUGUGUGAAGACAUGUCCACCAAGCGGAUUACUAACUAAACCCUUGUACACAGCUUAUUUUAUUUACUAUACUCGUGCGCUGAUUGUAGUUGCAUACUGCGCAUAUCCUUAUACAUAU